This is a messenger RNA of Salvelinus sp. IW2-2015, 854 nucleotides long. Its product is annotated as hatching enzyme 1.2-like. Lineage: Eukaryota; Metazoa; Chordata; Actinopteri; Salmoniformes; Salmonidae. Gene Ontology annotation, biological process: proteolysis. Gene Ontology annotation, molecular function: zinc ion binding; metalloendopeptidase activity. The record is from RefSeq and is a predicted model, not a curated record.
AUGCGCGGCCACUCAGUCGUGGGUCAACAGGGAGUACAGAGAGGACUAAGCAAAAGCCCCUCUCUCACCCUGCUGCUGCUGCUGCUGCUGGGCCUCUCUCAGGCCACCCGUCUCAUGGAGGACGGAAGUGGACCAGAGAUCCUAACAGACGACCCUGAGGAUGUAGACAUCACUGAGAGAAUUCUGGCCACCAAUAACGGAUCCAGUCAGUUUCUGUUGGAGGGAGACAUGGUGGCGCCAACAACCAGAAACGCCAUGGUUUGCUUCAGUGCAGGGUGCUUCUGGAAAAAAGGCACCAACGGAUUGGUUGAAGUGCCCUACACAGUGAGCAGUAGCUUCAGUUCCUCUAAUAAGCAGAGCAUUGAGAACGCCCUCCGGGACUUCCCUUCCAGGACCUGCAUUCGCUUCGUGCCUCGUCAGAAUCAGGUUGACUUCAUCAGCUAUGAGCCCAGAGACGGAUGCUGGUCCUCUCUUGGGAGAGUGGGAGGCCAACAGACGGUCUCUCUCCAAAUGAACGGCUGCGUUUACUUCGGGGUCAUUCAGCACGAGACUCUCCACGCUCUGGGCUUCCAGCACGAACAAACCAGGAGCGACCGUGACCAGUAUGUCACCAUCAACUGGAGUAACAUCGACUCUAACAACGCCUACAACUUCGACAGAUCAAACACCAACAACCUGAACACUCCCUACGACUACAGCUCUGUCAUGCACUAUGGAAAUACAGCCUUCUCUAUCAACGGGAUGGACACCAUCACCCCCAUCCCCAACCCCAACGUGCCCAUCGGCCAGAGACAGGGGUUGUCCACCACUGACAUCCUGAGGAUCAACAUACUCUACGGCUGCUGAGAAGAAGA